Molecule: messenger RNA, 1116 nt
Organism: Effrenium voratum
Lineage: Eukaryota; Dinophyceae; Suessiales; Symbiodiniaceae
Source: the annotation of a GenBank genome assembly
UCCUCAGCUCAGACUCCGAAUUCGGCUCUCUGCAAAAUUUUGGCCGGCUUUUUGUUGCUGACCUGCAGGCGGAGUGCGGCCUUGGCUCGACCAAUGUCGGUUCAAAGCAACGGCGCCAAAGCGGAACGCACCGCCAGCACGGCUAGCAAGGCCGGGCUGCUGUCAGUCCUGGUGCUGCAGAACUGCGCCUGCGCCAUUCUGGUCAAGCAGAGCCGGCAGCACUCCGAGCAUUGGGUGCCUCAGACGGGGGUGAUCUUGCAGGAAGCCUUGAAGGGGCUGGCGAGCGUGGCUCUGGCAGUGAUCGGAGGAGCGUCUCUCGAAGGCGCCCUGGACCCCCGCGAGUUGCUGCGCUCGGCCGUGCCAGCCCUGCUAUACCUGGUGCAGAACAACCUGCAGUAUGUAGCCUUGGCCUACCUUGAGCCGGCCACCUACACGGUGACCUACCAACUGAAGAUUCUGAGCACGGCCGUUUGCUUUGUGCUGAUGUUGGGCCGCCGGCUCUCGGUGAAGCAGUGGCUCUCGCUGGCUCUGCUGGUGCUGGGCGUCAUCUUGGUGCAGCUUGCCACCCUCGAGGAGGGCGGUUCGAGCUCCCAGGGACACGCGUCUGGCUGGGGAAGAGCCACAGGCCUCUUGGCCACGGUGAGCUCUGCGGCGAUCUCGGGUCUCGCAGGCGUGUACACGGAGAAGAUCCUGAAGAGCUCCCGGGUGACCUUGUGGGUCCGCAACGUGCAGCUGGCGGCCUGGUCUGCGCUGAUCGGCAUCCUGGGGCUCGCCGGCACGGGUGACCUGCCAGGUGUGCUGGAGUUGGGCUUCUUCCAUGGCUACAACAACUGGAUCUGGGCAUCCGCCUUCAACAACGCUUUUGGAGGCUUGCUGAUCGCAGCCGUGAUCAAGCAUGCGGACAACAUCCUGAAGAACUUCGCGACCUCUGUGUCCAUUGUGCUGACCACCGCGGUGUCCACGCAGCUCUUUGGGCUGCAGAUCACCUGCACCUUCCUGGCCGGAGUGGUCUUCGUGUGUUAUUCCAUCUUCCUCUAUGGCGGUAGCCGAGCUUUUCCAUGGCGGGCAAAGGCCUCCUGAUGCGAACUCGACAGCUGGCUCGCCCGGGGAAGAAAA